Molecule: messenger RNA, 2200 nt
Organism: Vanrija pseudolonga
Lineage: Eukaryota; Fungi; Basidiomycota; Tremellomycetes; Trichosporonales; Trichosporonaceae
Product: putative transcriptional regulatory protein
Exons: 11
Coding region: 30-1889 (619 amino acids)
Biological process (GO): DNA-templated transcription; regulation of DNA-templated transcription
Molecular function (GO): DNA-binding transcription factor activity, RNA polymerase II-specific; DNA binding; zinc ion binding
Source: RefSeq, a predicted model, not a curated record
CCUUGACAUUGCUCUCUCCAUCGCUGUCAAUGUCUGCCCCACCGCCGCCCGAGGCAAGCACGGCCGAGGGCGUCGGCCCCGCCUCGAAGCCUCAAGCAUGCCAGGCAUGUCAACGACGGAAGCGCAAGUGCGACAAGAAACGACCCAAGUGCUCAAUGUGCGAGCGCCGCGGCAUAGACUGCGUCUUUGAUCGCAAUGUCGCGGAACUUGUCGCAGAGCUCCAAGAAAAGGAGGCCCGCAUCGCCGUCCUCGAGGCCAUUGUCCGCAACCAUGUCCCCGGUCUCGCCCGCGUGGAGUCCCUCGACACAAUGUUCCUCAGAGAUGCACUUAACACCACCCCAGAGGUCGACGUCCAGAUCGACUUGGGGUCACGCCCCCUACCACCCAGCCUUGUUGCUCUCGUCGAGAGCAAACUCAAGGACCUGAAUACUGGCAAUCGAUGUCAUCACUCGGUGCUAAGCCACAUGUCCUCGCAGUUGGGGGUGAGCGAACCAGAGGUGGACCUCUCUGCGAGCGCGCCCCCCGCAGCGUGGCCACCAUACGAGUUCGCCGUCGAGGUAGUACAGGUCUUUGUGCAGACCAACUCAAUGUGGCCAAUGUUCACACGGGAGGAGCUCAUGAGCGAUGUUGAGAGUGUAUAUCAUGGUGUGGGAGAGACGCCUGGGCCGACAUGCCGACUGUUCUUCGUGUUCAGCAUCGCGUGUGUAUGGCUCGCACAGAGGGGGAGUGGGGAUCGCAUCGACACGUCGCUACUUCGGAAUCGCGCGCUGUCGUGCCUCCUUCAGAUGCUCCGGACGGAGGACAGUGUGACAUCCGUCGCAGCCUUGGCGCUUCUAUGUCUCUCGGCAAUCUACGAUUGGGGCGGACCCGACCACCCACAACUCACGCCAAUGGUUGCCCAGGUCACCCUUGCGAUUGGUCUUCAGCACGAGCCACCCGCGCACCUAUCGGAGCAGGAGAAGGAGCGGAGGCGAUUGUUGUUCUGGGGAGUCUACUGCAUGGACAGGGCUGUCGCUGGAAAUCUCGGCCGCAACGUCAACUUCAACAAGGAUGAUGUGACUGUAGCGUUCCCAUCGAGACUGGACCCAUUAGGAUCUCUUGGAGAAGGCUUCGAGCCGUUAGCAUUCUUUACGCAUAUCCGGGAAAUGUGGGAGCUCAACUGGGAGGUGAAUUACGGCCCCACAGCGGAUGUCGGUGACCUGCACCGGCGGCUCGACGACUGGCAUGCUCGAAUCCCCUCGGGGCCACCCGCGUCCCUCUUCCACCAGUAUCACAAGCAGCUCCUGGCCAUCCUCUACCGCCCGCGCAACGUCACCCGUCCUCCAGAAGCACACAUCCGCAUCCUGGAGGAGUCAGCCUCCGAAGCAAUCAACGUCAGCAUUGUUCUCCAAACGGACCACAAGCUAUUUGACAACUACUAUCAGUUCCAUUCCAUCAUCGGCAUGGGUGUGAUACUCAUCUGCGCAUAUUUACUGCGUCAGGACCGUGACCCCGUGUGGUGCGCGGGGGCAAUAGAACAAUUGGGAAGGGCCCAAGUCUUUAUCGGGUCCUUCUGCCGAGGGUGGCCCUACGCUCGAGGAAUGAGUCGCGCUUUCGAUUCACUAGCGGCACGCAUCAUUGAGCUGCUCUCUGGCGGGCUUACAACCGCUGUCGAUGCGGAUAUCUCCAAGGCAGCUUCGGACCUUGCCAUUGGGCAUGACCUGCCGCUUGACCUGAACCUCGCGGGGGCCCAGGACCAUACCAUGGCGUGGGACGCGUGGGUUAGCGACUACCUCGUGGCGAUCGACUCGGACGUCACCAGUGACGCCAACCUUGACAGCCUCAUGGCUACGAUCGGACAGACGCCCACCUGGGUAUCCGCAAUGGUGUCGGGCGAGCCGAAGCCAUAGAGACCUAUGCUUGGGGCUCGAUGAACGGGCCAGAUUUAGCCCUCGAUGACCGUUGUUGUUGUGUUGUGUGGACUGUGACAUCAUGGCACGUGACCUUGGACCGGCGGGUGGGCGCCGCCUCCGACGACCAUAUAGCCACGGCUCAUGGCCUCAUCCCUUCCAUGACCAAAGCAUUCCCAGAAGCGCUGCGGAGCACGCCGCUGGCCCCGUGGGGUCGGGCCGCCCCCGCAACACCACCCCGUUCCUGCCAACCCGGAUGUUCGGCUCGCACGGCUCUUGGGAUGAUAUGCGGCACUAUAUGCGUCGAGACG